AUGGAGACUACUAGCUUCGAAGCCGCCAUCGACGCCGGCAAAAUCCAUGGCGCUGUUCUCUGCGCGACUGAUGCCAAAGGGGACUUCGUCUACAACAAAGCAAUCGGAACACGCACUCUGCUCUCGGGCGAAAAGAAGCCACUGGAGCUCGAUGACGUGCUCUAUCUAGCCUCGGCUACCAAGUUGAUUACCACCAUCGCCGCCCUACAGUGUGUCGAAGACAGCCUACUCACUCUAGACGGCGACCUAUCGUCCAUAAUCCCCGAGCUCACCACCAAGCAUGUUCUCACCGGCUUUGCCGAGGAUGGGAGCCCCCAGCUCGAGCCACCAGCCCGGCCCAUCACCCUAAAGAUGCUGCUUACGCACAGCGCAGGUACCUCCUACCACUUUCUAGACCCGCAGGUCGCGAAGUGGCGUGAGCAAUUCACUGAUACAAAAGGAGCCGACCGCCUUCCGGUCGAAGAGCGAUUUAGCUACCCGCUCAGCUUCCAGCCCGGUGCCGGCUGGAUGUAUGGAUCUGGUCUUGACUGGGCAGGCCGCGUGGUGGAGCGCGUGGCAGGCUGCACUUUGAUGGAGUUCAUGCAGCGGCGGAUUUUUGAUCCGCUCGGUAUUACGGAUGCUCAGUUCUACCCUGUAACCCGCGAGGACUUGCGUUCGCGUCUAGUCGAUCUCAAUCCAAGCGAUCCAGAUGCUCUCGGCCGUGCAGUUAUAGGCGGGGACGGCGAGAUGAACUUGCGGGGCCGUGGAGACUUUGGUGGACAUGGAUUGUUUUUGCCAGGUUCUGAUUUCGUCAAGGUGAUGCGAUCGUUGCUAGCUAAUGACGGCGCGUUGCUUGCACCUGCUACCGUCGACGAGAUGUUUCAGCAUCAUCUGAGCCCGGAGGCAACCGCUGGCCACCAAGCUGCACUUGCUAGCCCGGCGGGGAUCUUUUUCCGUGUGGGAAUUGACCCAGGAACGAAGGGGGGUUUGUUGACGCUCGAGGAUGUCGAUGGCUGGUAUGGUGAGAAGACCAUGACGUGGGGCGGCGGAUUGACGCUUGCGUGGUUUAUCGAUCGAAAGAAUGACUUGGGUGGUGUCGGUGCGAUCCAGGCCACAUUGCCGGUCGAUGGCACGGCAGCGGCUGAGCUGAAGCAGGCCUUCCGCCGCGGCAUUUAUUCUGAAUAUGCAGCAUGGAAGGAGCAGCAAUGA
This is a messenger RNA of Penicillium bovifimosum, 1188 nucleotides long. Its product is annotated as serine hydrolase domain-containing protein. The record is from RefSeq and is a predicted model, not a curated record. The coding region runs from base 1 to 1188 and encodes 395 amino acids. The transcript is spliced from 2 exons. NCBI's taxonomy places the organism in Eukaryota, Fungi, Ascomycota, Eurotiomycetes, Eurotiales, Aspergillaceae.